Molecule: messenger RNA, 1560 nt
Organism: Podospora anserina S mat+
Lineage: Eukaryota; Fungi; Ascomycota; Sordariomycetes; Sordariales; Podosporaceae
Exons: 4
Coding region: 1-1560 (519 amino acids)
Biological process (GO): transmembrane transport
Cellular component (GO): membrane
Molecular function (GO): transmembrane transporter activity
Source: RefSeq, a predicted model, not a curated record
AUGGCAGCAGAGGUAGACUCGGCUCUGCCCGCAGAAGACGCAAUCCAUACCGAGAAGGCCCUUGGUACACUUCCUCAUGAGGAGAACCCCCGGUUAGACAAGAUCCUUAACCGGAAGUUUGACCUUCACAUUCUCCCUUGGUUAUUUGGUAUCUGGUCAGUGGAAUCAUAUUCACAUUCUCACAUUCUCACAUUCUCACAUUCUCACAACCCCAGGCUCUUCUCCUUCAUCGACCGCUCCAACAUAGGCAACGCCCGCCUCGCCGGCCUCCCCGAGGACCUCGGCAUCGCCGGCGUCGGCACCCAGUUCAACCUCGCCCUCCUGGUCUUUUACAUCCCCUACAUUCUCGUCGACGUCCCCUCCAACCUCCUCCUCAAAAAGUUCCGCGCGGGCGUCUACCUCCCUUCCCUCAUCACAGCCUGGGGCGUGGUGUGCUUAUCCAUAGGGUUUGUCAAGUCCUAUGCCGGGCUGAUCGUCUGCCGGCUGUUGCUGGGGUUGUUUGAGGGUGGGAUUUUGGGAGGGGUGAUCAUUUACCUGGCCAUGUUUUACAAGAGGCAUGAGAUGCUGUAUCGGAGUGGGCUGUUUUACUGUGCGGCGCCGUUGAGUGGUGCUUUUGGGGGGUUGCUGGCGGGGGCAUUGGGGAAUAUUGAGGUGGGGGGGUAUAAGAGGUGGCCGUGGAUCUUCUUUGUCGAGGGGGCGGCGACGGUGGUGUUUGGGAUCGUUUGCCUCUUCUUCAUGCCUGAUACGCCGGCCGCGUCACGGUUUUUGACAGAAGAAGAACGGGACUGGGCACUGAAGAGGAUGAAGAUCGAUGCGAGCGGCUCUACGGCCCUGGAGACAGUCGAUGAGGAGAAGUUUGACUGGUUUUGGGUGUGGAUGGCCAUCAAGUCACCGCAGAUGUGUUUCUCGUUGUUCUUGCCGUCAAUCGUCGCCGGCAUGGGCUACACGUCAACCACAGCGCAGCUCUUUACCGUGCCACCCAACAUGGCCGGCUUCGUCGUGGUCAUUCUCACUGCUCACUUCUCUGACAAGGUCAAAAAUCGAGGCGGCUUCAUUGCUGCCGGCACUGUGGUUGGGAUAGCGGGUUAUGUGAUGCUCCUUGUAUCUGAGCAGAAUGCAGUCAAGUAUGCCGGCACAUUUCUGAUUGCUAUGGGGGUGUUUCAAGCUUCACCUAUGCUGAUGGUAGGUGUUGGCAUUUGGCCAGAUCUUCGGAUGAUGCUAACUUGGUUUCCAGGGGUGGGUUGCCAACAACCUGGCUCCUCACUACGUCAGGGCAGUGGGAGUGGGCAUUGUGAUAUCCAUCGCCAAUUGCUCGGCAUUCAUUGGAACGUUUAUCUACUUGCAACGAGAUGCGUAUGUCACCCGCGGCCAAAAUACGCCCUGGGCCAUUCCAUCAGUCUUGGUGCCUUGGUCAUCACACUCUUCCUGACGGGCCUUCAGGUGGCAUAUCUCAGUUGGGAGAACAGAAAGCGUGAUAGCGGAGAAAGAGACGUUCGAUUGGUGGAAGGCAGUGUGCAUCGGCUCGGGCAUCGUCAUCCUGCUUUUCGCUACACACUGUAA